AUGAUACGCUCACCCGGUGUACGAUUGCCUUUACGGCUUCGUUCGAGCUUUGCGAGCUCUAAAUCGCUUUCUUCUCGGAUAUGGCAGGGUCAGGCUUCCAUGGCCAGGCGGUUCCAUCGCCCGGCGUGCCUCCGUGAGCAGGUCGAGCUUCCUAGCUUCUUGGAGGCAUACAAGAAGGCCGUGGAAUUCCCUCCUGCCACCCAUGACUUUGAAACCUUCCUCUCGCAGGCGGAGCCCAAUACCGAAGUCGUUCUACAUGGCUACCUAGGCCAGCGCGCAGACCUCUCGAAGAAGCUGUCAUUCGUCCGUCUCACAGACCCAACAAUGAAGCACAGCCUACAAGUAGUAGGAUUUGCCAAGAAUGACGCUUUCGAAAAGCUCAAGACUAUCAAUGCCAACAGCCCCGUCGCGGUACGAGGAACGGUGCAACAAAAGAAGAAAAAGGCCUCCGAAGGCGAGGCUAAACCGGAGGAUUCUUGGGAGUUGGCAUUGGAGGAUAUUACUCUGCUCAAUGGCUUCCCAAAGGAUAUCAUCAUGACUCCCGAGACGGUGUUUGCGCCAGAGCAGCGAUACCUCCAACUUCGGUCCGAUGCCGAGCUACGUGAAGCGCUGCGGUUCCGUGCGGAGGUCCGGAAUACCUGCAAGAAGGAACUGGAAGAGAGCAACCAGCCGGCCUUUGUGGAGAUUGAGACUCCCCUGCUGUUCAAGUCGACGCCGGAAGGUGCACGUGAGUUCUUGGUGCCGACUCGUCGGCCGGGACUGGCGUAUGCUUUGCCUCAGAGCCCGCAGCAAUACAAGCAAAUCCUCAUGGCCAGUGGUUUGCCCCGGUAUUACCAAUUUGCGCGUUGCUUCCGGGACGAAGAUCUUCGUGCCGAUCGGCAGCCGGAGUUUACCCAGCUAGAUCUAGAGAUGUCCUUCGCUACUGGUGACGCUGUGAUGCGCACCGUUGAGGGAGUCAUCCGUCGUCUGUGGUCUACUUUGAUGAAAGAUCCGGCACCUGAGGGUCCUUUCCGUCGCGUCCCGUACCAGGAGGUCAUGGCGAAGUAUGGCUCCGACAAGCCAGACACAAGAUACGGCAUGGAAAUUAUGCGGCUUGAUCAUGUGCUGCCCGUUGAUCUGGUUAUGAAGAUCUCGCCGCUCGAGGAUCCUAUUGUUGAGGCUUUCAAGCUUGAGAAUGCCAACAAUGACCCGGCUGAAACACUCAAAUUCAUCACCGAGUUCCUCGAUUCGCCUGCUGGUGCUCCGUUCAACAACAACCCCGAUGGAGGUCCGGGUGUCUUCGUGUUCAACGGGAAACAGCCUCUUUCCGGUCUGCAGCCAUUUGGUUUCGAGGCUGCCGAGCAGGUUGAAGAGCUUCUAGACCCUGAUCAUGGCGACCUGAUUAUCCUUCAAGCUCGCCCUCGCGCCCCCUUCGCCGGAGGUUCGACACCAAUUGGCGAUCUUCGUCGGGCCCUGCACUCUCAUGCCGUCUCCACCGGCUUCCAGGAAGCUCCUACUGGCUUCGACUUCAUGUGGGUCGUUGACUUCCCACUCUUCUCCCCCUCUACCGAGUCGGAACCCGGCCAGGGCGGCGCAGCAGGCAUCUCCUCCACCCACCACCCGUUCACGGCACCCAAGACUGCCGCCGACGUGGAACUGCUCCUCACCGAUCCCACAAAAGCCGUGGCAGAUCACUACGAUCUCGUCGUAAACGGCGUCGAACUCGGCGGUGGUAGCCGUCGUAUUCACGACGCUGCCGUGCAGGAGUUCAUCUUCCGCGACAUCCUGAAGAUGCCAGCUGAGCGCCUAGCAGACUUCUCCCAUCUCCUCGACGCUCUUCGCGCAGGCUGUCCGCCCCACGCAGGUCUGGCACUAGGCUUUGAUCGACUAGUUGCCGUCAUGCUGGGCAAGGAGUCUGUGCGGGAUGUUAUUGCUUUCCCGAAGACUGGCAAGGGUGGCGAUGAUGCUAUGGUGCGCGCGCCGAGUCCUAUGACUGAAGCAUCCUUGGAAACGUACCAUCUGCAGUUGAGGAAGGGAGAGUAG
Messenger RNA from Penicillium cataractarum, 2022 nucleotides. Its product is annotated as aspartate--tRNA ligase MSD1. Gene Ontology annotation, cellular component: mitochondrion; cytoplasm. Bases 1 to 2022 code for a protein of 673 amino acids. The transcript is spliced from 2 exons. Gene Ontology annotation, biological process: aspartyl-tRNA aminoacylation. The record is from RefSeq and is a predicted model, not a curated record. Lineage: Eukaryota; Fungi; Ascomycota; Eurotiomycetes; Eurotiales; Aspergillaceae. Gene Ontology annotation, molecular function: aspartate-tRNA ligase activity; ATP binding.